This is a messenger RNA of Echinostoma caproni, 735 nucleotides long. NCBI's taxonomy places the organism in Eukaryota, Metazoa, Platyhelminthes, Trematoda, Plagiorchiida, Echinostomatidae. The record is from the annotation of a GenBank genome assembly.
AUGCCAGAUAGUAUGAAUGAACUGUUACUAAGCGUGUCUCGAGUUCGCCAAAGUCGACGUUGGGCCGUGUUACUCUACUCCGGUGGGAAAUUUGCCGGUGGCAUAUUUGACGGCUUGAAUGAAGUUGUGCACAAGACACUGCACCACUACACUGUCCGUGCGAAACAGGGAGGCGGUCAGUCCGCUUACGAUGCAUCUAACGGUGGUAUGGGUGGUGCAAAAUCUGCCGGUGCCAGUCUACGACGACAUGGUGAGAUGGCGAUUCGUGCGGAGAUUAGCCAGUUGCUACAUGGUCCCGCAUCGUCAGACAAUUCGCAACUGGAUCCGGCAUUGUUGUCCUGCCCGGAACCAGACAAAUUUGCUGCCGCCGCGUGCCAGGCCGGUCUUGGCAUGACGGCUGACGAUGUCCGUGUACGUCGUAUACCCUGUCGAACCAAUGAGAUCACAUACAGUCACGUCAAAGAAUUGCAUAAGGAAUUGUCCUCAUUUUAUGUGUACGGUAAGAUUGUCGAUUGUUGUCCCCCUCAUCCUCCUCCUCCUGCUCCGCCUUUAUCGUUAUUAUUGUUGAACCGUCAGACAAAAUUGUUGCCCACAGUAUUCCAUCUUUUCUCUGUGGUUCCUCUAAUAAUAACCCAGUUUCUUUUCAUUGAGAAUCGGCCCGUUAAAUCAGCUGGCAAAUUAACAAUGACUGGACCAAAAAUUUUAAACUGGCACCAGAAUGGAACCAAUAAGUAA